Molecule: messenger RNA, 1809 nt
Organism: Gastrolobium bilobum
Lineage: Eukaryota; Viridiplantae; Streptophyta; Magnoliopsida; Fabales; Fabaceae
Exons: 5
Coding region: 1-1809 (602 amino acids)
Source: RefSeq, a predicted model, not a curated record
AUGCGUGGUACAGUUGAUCCUGAAACUUUGAUCUACGAACCAGAGAUAGAAAGGACUACAAAGAGAUUAAGAAAACUUACCAGGCAGAGAAGGCAAGCAGAAACUUCUACUCCACAGUUUGAAGUAGAAACAGAGAUGGCAGCUCAAGAUCCACCAGCAGCUGAGUUGAUGGAAUCAAUUUUGGCCCUGCAAUAUAUACGGGGUGUUACAAUUGUCAAGCCAUCAAUUGUUGCCAAUAACUAUGACAUCCAGCCAGCACUAAUCACGUUGGUGGAGAAAACUCAGUUUGGUGGGGAAGACUAUGAAGAUCCUCACAACUUCAUAGACAGAUUUUUAAGAAUCCGUGAUACAACUAAGCACAACGGAGUGACAGAUGAUGCGAUCAGACUCCGAUUGUUCCCGUUUGCUUUGACCAGGAGAGCUCUCAAAUGGUUAGAUCGACAUGCUCCUAAUAAUAUCAGAACAUGGGAGGAAUUGGCAGCUAAAUUUUUUGCUGAGCACUUUUCUAUGGAAAAUUACAACAAGUUGGUAAAUGAAAUUACCAACUUCACUCAACAACCGGGAGAGAACUUAUGUGCAGCCUGGACCCGAUUCCAGGAGUUGAUCAGAAAGUGCCCACAAUAUGACUUGUCAGAUACCAAGAAGGUCAGAGUCUUCUAUAAUGGGGUGACACCAAACUCCAGAAUGAUUAUCAAUGGUGCAGCUGGUGGAACUAUAGAAAAGAAGACAUCAGCUCAAACCUUAGAGCUGAUUGAUUUUAUGGCAAGGAAUGAAAAUGCAUCUAUGACAAUCCAACCUGUUCAGCCCAAGAAAGGAAUCUUACAACUGAGGAACAAUGAUGCAUCACUAGCUGAGCAAAAGAUGAUCUUUCAACAGCUAGGCAAUGAGACUAAUGAGUGCCCAACACCCAUGGGAGCUGAAUCGUUCCAGGUCAAUGGAGUUUGGUAUGAUCCAAGACCACCACAAAAUACCCAAAGCUUUCAGAGGAAUCAGAAUGGUGCCCAAGGCAUCAACUUUCAAAGGAGAAAUCAAGGGGGAGGCUUGGAUUAUAAAUCCAACAAUUACCUGCAACCCCCUCCCCUUCCACAUAAAGAGCCAUCAGAGUUGGAGAAAGCAAUGAUACAGCUUUCCAAGACCACCAAUGAUCACAUGCAGACUACUGAUGCCUUCAUGAAUGAGACAAGAGCCUACAACAAGAACCAAGAUGCAUCCAUCAGAAACUUGGAGACUCAAAUUGGCCAACAUUCAAGACAACUAGCUGAGAGGAGUCAAGAAAGGAGCAAUGCAGUGUCAAAGGAGCAAUGCAAUGUCAUCACUACAAGGAAUGAGGAGCUAGAAAAGAGAAAGUUGAAGUUUCUACAAGAAAGGAUGAACAAGCUCAAAAGGAUAAAGAAGAAGCACAGGAACAAUCUCCUGCAGUUCAAAAGAAACACUUUGGAGAAAAUGCCUUCAUAUGCCAAAUUCUUGAAGGAAACAUUAUCUAAGAAGAGGAAGCUCACAGAGGAUGAACCGAUUACACUAACAGAGGAGUUUAGUGCAAUCUUACAGGAAAAUAUUCCUCCAAAGUUGAAGGAUCCAGGAAGCUUCAGUAUUCCAUGCACCAUUGGCAAGACAACUGGUGAGUUGAUAAUGCGCGUGGAUGGAGAGCAAGCAAUAUUCAAAGUACUUAUAAAUGAAGCUCCUCCAUUGCCUGCUUCUCAACCUAAGAAUCAAGUCAACUACAUUACUGAGAAAAAGGUUGAGGAAGGGAACAAGAAGGAAGUCCAUCAGCUACAUGAAGAACACAAGCCAAAUGUUAAGAUGGAAUAA